AUGUGGCCCUGCCUGCUGCUUGCCCUGGCCCUGCUGGCCCCUCCCCAGCCCCAGGGGGUCCCCGCGGCUGAGGCCAUCCCCCAGCUUUACUACACGGUGGUGAAGAGGCUGCGCACCUACUCGGGUGCCCAGGCCUACUGCCAGGAUGUGUACCGGGGCCAACUGGCCUCACUGCACAGCGCCGCCCGCAAUCAGGAGCUGCAGAAACUGGCCCGUACCUACACCUUCCUCGACGUCUGGAUCGGGGCCGUCACCAGCCGAAAGACAGGGAAGUGGGAGUCGUGCUGGGAGGACUCCAGCCCCUGGAACUACGCCAACUGGGCACCCACCCACCCUCGCCACAUUGUGACCACCUGCACCACCCUCAGCACCCGAGAUGGGCUCUGGCGCAGCCGCCCCUGCUUCGAGCUGCGCCCCUUCAUCUGCCAGUACUGAACUCCUAGUGCUGCUGUUGCCCCCCAGUUCCCUUCCCA
This is a messenger RNA of Myiozetetes cayanensis, 473 nucleotides long. Its product is annotated as bone marrow proteoglycan-like. NCBI's taxonomy places the organism in Eukaryota, Metazoa, Chordata, Aves, Passeriformes, Tyrannidae. Gene Ontology annotation, biological process: immune response. The coding region runs from base 1 to 435 and encodes 144 amino acids. Gene Ontology annotation, molecular function: signaling receptor activity. The record is from RefSeq and is a predicted model, not a curated record. The transcript is spliced from 5 exons.